ACCGAAGUCUCUUGCUUCCCAAAAUCUUCUCCGUCCUUCGAAUUCCAAAUCUACCCUAAUAAUUCGCACCUCACCUCUCAAUAUCUUCACUAUAUUCAAUUCUCUGUCCCGUUUAUCUAUCUAUAUAUAUAUAUAUAUAUAUAUAUAUAUAACCGAUGCUUUCCUCUUCCGUCCUCCAGCUCACUCACUCCUUUACUGCACGCUCAACUUGCUAGUUGCUAGUGGCCAUUUUUGAGAUCUAGAGCUCGAAUGCUUCAGGACCCAUCUCGGGAUCAGACCCUCCGAAGCUGAAAAAUCGAAACUUUGAGGUCAUUCACAGUGGAUCAAAUUUUUUUCCCUGCAAUUUGAUUCCGUUGGGGUUUGAUUCCAUUAAUAAACACUGGUGCAACGCAGUGAUAUUCCCUCGUAUCGUCAAUUAUGGCUCUGAAGCCUGGCCUAACAGCAAAUAGAGGUCGAAGCCCAGUCUCUAUAUUCGUCGUCCUUGGACUUUGCUGCUUCUUCUACUUGUUAGGAGCAUGGCAGAGGAGCGGUUUUGGUAAAGGGGACCGCGUAGCCAUGGAAAUGACCAAGAGAACCGACUGUACAAUCUUCAAAGAUCUGAACUUCGAAACUCAUCACAAUGAUCUUGAGAUCAGCGAACACCCUGUGGUCAAAGUCAAAGUUUUCAAGCCCUGCGAUAUGAAAUACCGAGACUACACUCCCUGUCAGGAGCAGGAUACUGCAAUGAAGUUCCCGAGGGAGAACAUGAUUUACAGGGAGAGGCACUGCCCUUCUGACGACGAGAAAUUACGGUGCUUGAUUCCUGCUCGUAAGGGGUAUAGGACGCCAUUCCCCUGGCCGAAGAGCCGCGACUAUGUCCACUACGCUAAUGUGCCUUACAAACAUUUGACCGUCGAGAAAGCCAUUCAGAACUGGGUUCAGUAUCAGGGUGAUGUGUUCAAGUUUCCUGGAGGCGGAACGAUGUUUCCACAAGGUGCAGAUGCAUAUAUCGAUGAGCUCGCUUCGGUUAUCCCAAUCGCUGAUGGUUCUGUGAGAACAGCAUUGGAUACUGGGUGUGGGGUUGCUAGUUGGGGUGCUUAUCUUCUCAAGCGAAAUGUAUUAGCUAUGUCAUUUGCUCCAAGGGACAAUCACGAAGCUCAGGUACAGUUUGCACUGGAGAGAGGAGUGCCAGCGGUCAUUGGAGUUCUUGGAACAAUUCGACUCCCGUACCCUUCAAGAGCCUUUGAUAUGGCACAGUGUUCUCGCUGUCUCAUUCCCUGGACAUUGAACGAGGGCAUGUACAUGAUGGAAGUUGAUAGAGUCCUCAGACCGGGCGGAUACUGGGUCUUGUCGGGGCCCCCAAUAAACUGGAAGACUUACUAUCAGACAUGGAAGCGCCCAAAGAAGGAGCUUCAGGCGGAGCAAAACAGGAUUGAGGAGAUUGCCGAACAACUCUGCUGGGAGAAGAAGUACGAGAAGGGAGAUAUAGCUAUUUUCAGGAAGAAAGUGAAUGACAAGUCUUGUAAAAGGGAUUCCACCCCUAUGUGUGAAACUGGAAACCCUGAUGAUGUAUGGUAUGAAAAAAUGGAGGCAUGUAUUACACCCUUCCCCAAGGUGUCAAGCUCCAAAGAAGUGGCUGGAGGAGAGCUGAAGAAGUUCCCUGCAAGGCUUAAUGCGGUCCCACCUAGGGUAGCAAAUGGACUGGUUCCCGGAGUAACAGAGAAAUCUUAUGAGGAGGACAAUAAGCUAUGGAGAAAGCAUGUAAAUGCCUACAAGAGGUUGAAUAAGUUGAUUGGGUCCACUAGGUAUCGGAACGUGAUGGACAUGAACGCAGGCCUCGGUGGGUUCGCAGCAGCCCUUGAAUCGCCAAAAUUGUGGGUCAUGAAUGUGGUCCCAACAAUUGCUGAGAACACAUUGGGUGUUGUGUACGAGCGAGGUCUUAUUGGGAUUUAUCAUGACUGGUGUGAAGGAUUCUCUACUUACCCAAGGACAUACGAUCUCAUUCAUGCAAAUGGUUUAUUUAGCUUGUACAAGGACAAGUGCAAAUUUGAGGACAUUCUUCUGGAAAUGGACCGUAUCUUACGUCCCGAGGGGGCCAUCGUACUCCGGGAUGAGGUCGAUGUCAUGAACAAGGUCAGGAAGAUUGCUGGAGGAAUUAGAUGGGACACGAAGUUGGUCGAUCACGAGGACGGGCCACUUGUUCCUGAGAAGAUCCUAGUCGGCACGAAGCAGUACUGGGUCGGUUCCAGUGGGAACAGUACUACUGAUGAUAUGUAAGGAUGGAAAGAUUUCCAGGUUUGAAGCCAAUGUAUGAUUUCCCCAUCAACCGAAGAUGUCAAAUCUCAUUCUCAAGCAAGAAAAGAAAGCACGGACCCCAGGUAAUGGCUCGGGCUGUUGAUGGGUAAGACUCAAUUGAUCGGUACUCUGUGAUCUGUUGAUAUGGGCAUAUUGCAGAAAGAAAAACUUAUUUACCCUGCAAGAAUAAUAAGGUGAAGAGAUUUACAUUCAUCUAAAGAACGUGUAAUUAGGGAUAAUCAUAUUGAUUUGUUUAUGGGAAGAUCCUUUGGAUUAUCGACAA
This is a messenger RNA of Punica granatum (pomegranate), 2557 nucleotides long. Lineage: Eukaryota; Viridiplantae; Streptophyta; Magnoliopsida; Myrtales; Lythraceae. The record is from RefSeq and is a predicted model, not a curated record.